Molecule: messenger RNA, 342 nt
Organism: Echinostoma caproni
Lineage: Eukaryota; Metazoa; Platyhelminthes; Trematoda; Plagiorchiida; Echinostomatidae
Source: the annotation of a GenBank genome assembly
AUGGACGCUUUCAGGCUGCUGUACGCUUCCCAUGUCAGACCAAGACUUGAGUAUGGUGGUGCGGCGACAUACCCCUGCACGGCCGGUGAACUGGUUAAGUUGGAGCGUGUACAAAGUGUUGCCACUAGACUUGUUGUUGGACUACGCGGGACCAGCUAUGAAGGUUGUCUACAGGCUACUGCGAUUGUGGUGGAAGAGAAGACAGACGCUGCUUUCGAACGGUGUCUGGAUGAGCAUCUGAAAGGGCAAUGGAGGAACGAAAACUUGUGGUCGGACCUUCGACCCAGUGGUGAUGGGGUUUACACGGGCACCCUGCCCUCUGCCCUCAAUCCUGAAGACUGA